Equus caballus (horse) is the source of this 4061-nucleotide messenger RNA. RefSeq names its product BAI1 associated protein 3 (gene BAIAP3). The record is from RefSeq and is a predicted model, not a curated record. NCBI's taxonomy places the organism in Eukaryota, Metazoa, Chordata, Mammalia, Perissodactyla, Equidae. Gene Ontology annotation, biological process: regulation of dense core granule exocytosis; positive regulation of neurotransmitter secretion. Gene Ontology annotation, cellular component: plasma membrane; recycling endosome membrane; late endosome membrane. Gene Ontology annotation, molecular function: SNARE binding.
CGGCUGCGAGCGGUCGGGCUGCCUCGGCGUCCCCCGAGCCGCGCCGAGCGCGGCGCCCCCAGGAGCCCCGUCCCCGCGCCCUCGCGGCCCGGUCCCCGGUCGCCCGCCAUGUCCACCCUGCUGGACAUCAAGAGCAGUGUGCUCAGGCAGGUGCAGGUGUGCCCGUCCUUCCGCCGGAGGACCGAGGAGGAGCCGGGGAGCACCAGCGCCGACCCUCAGGAGCCCCCCACAGGGGCCUGGAAACCUGGGGAUGGCGUGGAGUUCUUCUCCCAGAUGCGCCGCAUCCUGAAGAAGGGGGAAGGCAGACAGGGCCUGCCGUGCCCCGAGGUCCUCUUGCGCAGCGGCUCACCAGCCCCCGCUGAGCCCGUGGAUCCCAACCGUGGCCUGAGAGCCCUGACCCAGGAGGAGGUGGAGAUGCUCUAUGAGGAAGCCCUGUACACGGUCCUUCACCGCGCAGGAACCAUGGGCCCUGAGCAGGUGAACGACCAGGAGGCCCUACUGAGCUACCUUCAGCAGGUGUUCAGCACCAGCCCCGAAGAGCAUGCUGAGGCCGUUGAGCGCGUGAAGAAGGCCAAGGCCCCUACGUACGCCCUGAAAGUUUCCGUCAUGCGUGCCAAGAACCUGCUGGCCAAAGACCCCAAUGGCUUCAGUGACCCAUACUGCAUGCUGGGCAUCCUGCCGGCCUCGGGCACCCCGCGGGAGCCAGGCUCGCAUAAGGAGCAGCGCUUCAGCUUCCGCAAGGGCAGCAAGCGUGGCGGCCCACUGCCAGCCAAGUGCAUCCAGGUCACCGAAGUCAAGAGCAGCACCCUGAACCCUGUCUGGAAGGAGCACUUCCUCUUUGAGAUCGAGGAUGUCAGCACGGACCAGCUCCACCUGGACAUCUGGGACCAUGAUGAUGACGUGUCCCUGGUGGAAGCGUGCAGGAAGCUGAAUGAAGUCAUUGGCCUGAAGGGCAUGAGCAGGUAUUUCAAACAGAUUGUCAAGUCGGCCCGUGCAAAUGGGACAGCAGGGCCCACGGAGGACCAUACCGAUGACUUCCUUGGGUGCCUCAACAUACCCAUCAGGGAGGUGCCUGUGGCUGGCGAGGACCGCUGGUUCAAGCUGGAACCGCGCUCCAGUGCCUCCCGCGUGCAGGGCGACUGCCAGCUGGUCCUCAAGCUCAUCACCACGCAGAGGGACACAGCCAUGAGCCAGCGCGGGCGGUCAGGCUUCCUGUCCUACCUGCUGCUGCUCAGCCGUCUGCUGCAGUUCGAGCACCGAACUGACGAGCCCAACUCGAGCAGCUGGCGCGGCGAGCUCAGCGGACCUGCGGCCACCGUGCUGUGCCUGCACGGCGCGCAGAGCAACCUGUCGGCCCUGCAGCUGGCGGUGCUGCACUGGCAGGUCAGCAGCCGCCACCAUCAGACCCGGACCCUGGACUACGGCUACCUGCUGGGGCUGCUGGAGGACAUGCAGGCGCACUGGGAGGAGUCGGCCUCGCUGCCCCAGGAGCAGGAAGAGAGCCUGGCCGACAGCUUCUCCGCCUUCUCUGAGUUUGGGCUGCGGCUGCUGCGCCAGCUCCGAGACUACUUCCCUGCCACCAACAGCACGGCUGUCUACCGCCUGGAGCUGCUGCUGAAGUGUCUUGGCAAGCUGCAGCUCUUCCAGCCUGCCUUUGAGAUCUGCCCGUUCGAGACGGAGCUCAACAUGGACAUCGCUGCUGCCCUGAAGAGAGGCAACCGGGAAUGGUACGACAGGCUCCUGAACAGCAAGAGUCCUCGCGAGCAGCCGGGGCCACAGCGCCUUGUGGGGCUGGUCGAGCUGGCUGACGCCGUCUACGAGGACCUGCAGUCCUGCUACGGCAUCUAUGCCAGCCUCUUCCACAGCAUUGUCAAGGUCGACUUCUUCACCCUCACCUUCCGGCAGCUGGAGCGCCUGGUGGCCGAGGAGGCGUGGGUGUUGACGGAGGAGCUGAGUACCAAGAUGACCCUGGAGGUGGCCUCAGGGCUCUUCGAGCUCUACCUGACCUUGGCAGACAUCCAGUGCUUCUGGAGCAGCAUCCCGGGACGGGACAGCCGCUCCCUGGCGCUGGCUGGCAUCCACGCCCCAUUCCUGCCCGCUGUGAAGCUUUGGCUGCAGGUGCUGCGGGACCAGACCAAGUGGAGGCUUCAGGGAGCCGUGGACGUGGACACAUUGGAGCCCAUGGAUGCCUCCUCCAAGCACAGCAGCUCCGCAGCCACUGCAAGCCUCUGCUUCAGCCACAUCCAAGAGCUGUGGGCCCGCCUCGCGUGGCCGGACCCUUCCCAGGCCCAGGGGCUGGGCACCCAGCUCGGCCAGGACUUGUGUGAGGCUGCCCUCUUCUACACCCAGCUGCUGCGGAAGAAGGUGGACGCUCAGCCCGGGGCUGCAGGCGAGGCAGUGAGCGAGCCGCUCUGUGUGGUCCUCAACAACGUGGAACUCCUGCGCAAGGCUGCCAGGCAGGCGCUGCGGGGUCUGGCGUGGCCAGAGGGGGCCGCAGGCCUCGAGGGGGUGCUCCCACGCCCCCUGCUCAGCUGCACGCAGGCCCUGGACGAGGACCUGCAGCAGGAGGCCCACACUGUGACGGCGCACCUGACCUCCAAGAUGGUGGGUGACAUCAGGAAGUACGUGCAGCACAUCAGCCUCUCGCCCGACUCCAUCCAGAACGACGAGGCCGUGGCCCCGCUCAUGAAGUACCUGGACGAGAAGCUGGCCCUGCUGAACGCUUCGCUGGUGAAGGAGAACCUGAGCAGAGUGCUGGAGGCCCUCUGGGAGCUGCUGCUGCAGGCCAUUCUGCAGGCACUGGGUGCAAACCGCGACGUCUCUGCCGACUUCUACGGCCGCUUCCACUUCACGCUGGAGGCCCUGGUCAGUGUUUUCCAUGCUGAGGGUCAAGGUCUGCCCCUGGAGAGCCUGAGGGAUGGAAGCUACAAGAGGCUGGAGGAGGAGCUGCGCCUGCACAAGUGCUCCACUCGCGAGUGCAUCGAGCAGUAUUACCUGGACAAGCUCAAGCAGAAGUCCCUGGAGCAGAACCGGUUCGGGCGCCUGAGUGUCCGCUGCCACUACGAGGCGGCUGAGCAGCGGCUGGCGGUGGAGGUGCUGCACGCCGCUGACCUGCUCCCCUUGGACGCCAACGGCCUGAGCGACCCCUUUGUGAUCGUGGAGCUGGGCCCUCCACACCUCUUCCCGCUGGUCCGCAGCCAGAGGACCCAGGUCAAGAGCCGGACGCUGCACCCCGUGUACGACGAGCUCUUCUACUUCUCUGUGCCUGCAGAGGCGUGCCGCCGCCGUGGCGCCUGCGUGCUGUUCACGGUCAUGGACCACGACUGGCUGUCCACCAACGACUUUGCUGGGGAGGCGGCCCUUGGCCUGGGCAGCAUUGGCGGCGUCGCACGGCCCCCAGUGGGAGGGAGCAUGAGGGCCGGGCAGCCCAUCACCCUGCACCUGCGCCGGCCCAGAGCCCAGGUGAGGUCUGCACUGCGGAUGCUUGAAGGCCGUGCCAACAAGGAGGCACAGGAGUUUGUCAAGAGACUCAAGGAGCUGGAGAAGUGCAUGGAGGCGGAUCCCUGAGCACCCCCGUGGCCGCCAGCCCCAGGCCCUCCUCAAGUCGCUGUGGUGUUUUUUAGCCCUGUGGUCAGCUUUGUGCAGCCAGGGCUCGCGGCGCCCCUUGCCCUGCUGCGUGGCAUGCAUGCUGUGGCUGGACCCCCCAGCCCGUCUGCCUGGCUGUGUCUGUGUGGUGUGUGCUGUGAACCCCUUGGGCCCAGCAAGCCUCGCCCCACCCUGGAUCUAGGCGGCUGAUUCAGUGGGGCCUGGCCAGCACCUGCCCCCGCUGGACGCAGAGCAGAGUGGGCCUGGCCACCAGCUUCAUUGGCAGGGCUCCGAGGCAGGACCCAGAGCCAGGCCGUGUUAGAAGUGCUGGGAGAGAACCUGGACAGAGUCCAGUCCUGCUGGCAGCUGCAAGGGGCCGAGGCCACCAGGCCUGCCUGUGUUCCCACGAGUUCCGCCGCCAUCUCUAGAUUUCCUUAUCACUCCGCCUCGAAAAAUACACGUGUCCGCAACCUUCA